Marchantia polymorpha subsp. ruderalis is the source of this 1213-nucleotide messenger RNA. NCBI's taxonomy places the organism in Eukaryota, Viridiplantae, Streptophyta, Marchantiopsida, Marchantiales, Marchantiaceae. The record is from the annotation of a GenBank genome assembly.
AAUCAUAUUGUGGAUGGAUGGUUCGUCAAGUUGGACGGAUGGACGUCGUACAACGAUUUGAAUUCUAGUUGGGACUCGGGAGUUGUCCUCGCCGGAAAUCUGAAACAUCGUCCGGGGGUAACUCGAUUGGGUCCUUUCCGAAUCGUGCCUGGAAGAACGUUCGAGAUCGGCUCUUCUGCCUUCGGCCCUCCGCAACCCCGUAUCGAAGUCCCUUCCCCGUUUCUUUCGAUCAGUCUCUUCCUCAAGAUUUAGUCGUCUCAAGUGACGGUUAAGCUUGCCAAUUUUCUUCGCAAUAUUGUGAACUUUGUAUAGGAUGCAAUCGGGCUGUAGGAUUCGACAAUGACCGGAAAGCUAGCUCCAGACAAGCGACACAAGUUUGUACACAACCAGCAAACUGUGUACGAAUGGGAUCAGACACUGGAUGAAGUAAAUAUUUAUAUACCUCUGCCACCGAAUGUGCCAUCACGAAUGCUCUACUGCACAAUCAAACCACAGCAUUUGGAGCUUGGAAUCAAGGGCAACCCACCGUACCUCAAUCACGACUUAGCUGGGCCCGUGAAGCUGGAUGGAUCAUUUUGGACGAUAGAGGAUGACAUUAUGCACAUCACUUUGCAUAAACGAGAGAAGGGACAACCAUGGCCGUCAGCGAUAAGUGGGCAUGGAGAGCUCGAUCCUCUUGCAGUCGACCAGGAGUCACGAAGACUGAUGCUUGAGCGCUUCCAAGAAGAGCAUCCAGGGUUCGAUUUCUCGCGAGCGGAAUUCACAGGAACUUGCCCCAAUCCGAAGACAUUUUUGGGCGGUAUACCACACUGAAUCCUCUUGUGGGUAAAGUGCUAAUGGAAGGAUAUCAGCAGGAGCCUGAUACUUGUAGGAAAUGGAAGGAGAUUUGCAUGAUUUGGCUGCUAUAAAUUCCAUCUUUUGUAGAUAUAUCUCGGAUCGUGUGGUGCUGAUCGACCAAGACCUCGAAGGUCUUAGAGUCGGGUGGACUUAAGUUAGGAGUGAAGGCCGGUGAAAUGGCCACACUUCCUCCUUGGUCAUACUUUCAAGCAUCAGAGUUGGAGUUCGGCCUUAGAAUGUACACUUUUAAAAACUAAAUCGCGUUAUGAUGUACCAUGAUCUGAGACUGGAUUGAAAUUUGUUCAUGUUCAUGUUCUUCUUGGAGCAUUAGUAUGGUAGGUGUUUGUGUCACAGAUAAGAGUAUCCCUUAAUCGUG